AUGCCUCUGAGCCCCGCCGGCAGCCAGCAUGAGAGCCCGGACUCGCCGCCGCCGGAGCCGCUGCCGGAGCGCCAGCCCCGCGCCGCCGCCGCCGGGGAGCCGAGCGCCGGCCUGCGGGAGGAGACGCGGCUCGACCCGGCCCGGGGCCCCGCCGGGCCCCGCUCCCCCAAGCUGGCGGCCCCGGCGCGCAUGGAGGAGCCCGCGCCCGGCGCCAUCGUCGUCCGCAUCGGCAUCCCCGACCUGCAGCAGACGAAGUGUCUCCGGCUGAAUCCCGACGUUCCCGUGUGGGUGUCCAAGCAGCGCAUCCUGUGCACCCUGAACCACAGCCUGAAGGAUGUGCUCAACUACGGGCUCUUCCAGCCGGCCUUCAACGGCAGGGCCGGCAAGUUCCUGGACGAGGAGCGGCUGCUGCGGGAGUACCCCCUGAACCCCGACACGCCCGUGCCCUACCUGGAGUUCCGGUACAAGCGCCGUGUGUACACCCAGGCCCUGCUGGAUGACAAGCAGUUUGCCAAGCUCCACACCAAGGCGAACUUGAAGAAGUUCAUGGAGUACGUGCAGAUGUUGAACGCGGAGAAGGUCUGCAGGCUCCUGGAGAAGGGACUGGACCCCAACUUCCAUGAUCCGGAUACUGGAGAGUGUCCCCUGACGGCGGCGGCGCAGCUGGAGCUCAGCUCCGAGAUGAUCAAGGCCCUGCGGAACGGGGGAGCCCACCUGGAUUUCCGGACGCGGGAGGGGAUGACGGCCCUGCACAAGGCCGUGCGCUGCCGCAACCACGCCGCGCUGCUGACGCUGCUGGACCUGGGAGCGUCCCCGGACUACAAGGACAGCCGGGGGCUGACCCCCUUGUACCACAGUGCCAUGGUGGGGGGGGACCCGUACUGCUGCGAGCUCCUGCUGCACGACUACGCCCGGCUCGGCUGCGUGGACGAGAACGGCUGGCAGGAGAUCCACCAGGCGUGUCGCUACGGCCACGUCCAGCACCUGGAGCACCUCCUGUUCUACGGGGCCGACAUGACUGCCCAGAACGCCUCAGGAAACACCGCCCUGCACAUCUGUGCCCUCUACAACCAGGAGAGCUGUGCCCGGGUGCUCCUCUUCCGUGGUGCCAGCAAGGAGAUUCGGAACUACAACAGCCAGACAGCGUUCCAGGUGGCCAUCAUUGCAGGGAACUUCGAGCUGGCCGAGAUCAUCAAAACCCACAAAGAGUCCGAUGUUG
This is a messenger RNA of Neopelma chrysocephalum (saffron-crested tyrant-manakin), 1219 nucleotides long. RefSeq names its product SH3 and multiple ankyrin repeat domains protein 3-like. The annotation marks the transcript as partial. The transcript is spliced from 9 exons. Gene Ontology annotation, cellular component: postsynaptic membrane; postsynaptic density; dendritic spine. NCBI's taxonomy places the organism in Eukaryota, Metazoa, Chordata, Aves, Passeriformes, Pipridae. The record is from RefSeq and is a predicted model, not a curated record. Gene Ontology annotation, molecular function: synaptic receptor adaptor activity; ionotropic glutamate receptor binding.